Molecule: messenger RNA, 1376 nt
Organism: Gekko japonicus
Lineage: Eukaryota; Metazoa; Chordata; Lepidosauria; Squamata; Gekkonidae
Gene: HPCAL1
Product: hippocalcin like 1
Exons: 4
Coding region: 409-990 (193 amino acids)
Molecular function (GO): calcium ion binding
Source: RefSeq, a predicted model, not a curated record
GCGGCUUGAACGGGGCUCCAGCCUUAAAGCCGAGCAGCGAGCGCGUCCCGAGGGUUCGGCGGUGCGCGCGCAAUGGGCCAGUGAGCCGGGGCGCAGUCCUUCGGAGGCGGCUCCUGCCCUGGCCGGCUGCAAACUUCUGACUCUCUUUCUCCCGCUCUGGCUGCCUGGCCGGCCGGCCGGCCGUACCGCUCGCUUCCUCCGGGGCUGGCUCGUCGCCCUUCCUUCCCGCUCUGCCUCGCCAGCGUGCCGCUUCGAGGGGAAGUAGGAACGGCAGCGGCAAGGAAACGCUGAGCUGCUGCCCCCGCCGGCGGCCACAGACCUUCGCCCUCAGUCCCGCGCGGAAGCAGCGACUCCGCGGAGGAAGAGCGCGCGGCUGGGAGUCUGCCCUAGACAUUAAUCGAGAACAGAAUGGGGAAGCAGAACAGUAAGCUGAGACCUGAAGUACUCCAGGAUCUUCGAGAAAAUACUGAAUUCACAGACCACGAGCUCCAAGAAUGGUACAAAGGUUUCCUAAAAGAUUGCCCAACUGGCCACUUGACUGUUGACGAGUUCAAAAAGAUAUACGCUAACUUCUUCCCCUAUGGCGAUGCCUCGAAAUUUGCCGAGCAUGUGUUCCGCACUUUCGAUACCAAUGGAGAUGGGACGAUUGAUUUCCGGGAAUUUAUAAUAGCACUGAGUGUCACUUCACGGGGAAAGCUUGAACAGAAGUUGAAAUGGGCAUUUAGCAUGUAUGACCUCGAUGGCAAUGGCUACAUCAGCCGAGCAGAAAUGCUUGAGAUAGUACAGGCCAUCUACAAAAUGGUGUCUUCAGUAAUGAAAAUGCCAGAGGAUGAAUCUACUCCAGAGAAACGAACAGACAAAAUCUUCAGACAGAUGGACACAAACAAUGAUGGUAAACUGUCACUUGAAGAGUUUAUUAAAGGUGCCAAAAGUGAUCCCUCGAUCGUGCGGUUGUUACAGUGUGAUCCAAGCAGUGCAAGUCAGUUCUAAUUUAAACUCCUGAACAGUUUGCAAAGAAAAUUACUGGCUUGUUGUUCAAGCUUCGCUCGUAAAAUAGAUGCCUUCUCAACCAUUCCUCAGUGGUUAGUGGAUGAGGUGCCACUGCCAGAUUGUCUGUAUAUCCAAGUGAAAGAGAACCUCUCAACAACAUUGAUGCAACUCCUACUUCUACAAUUUCAGGUCUAUUUUUCUUACCCCGUACAAUGUUGUGAUUCACUCUCCACAUGUAACAUAAGGGUAUGUUUACAUACAGGUUAAAGGGGUUGAUUGCACAUCACUUGGUUAAUAUGAGUGGGUGACUUUAUAGUAGCCCUUAAGAAUAGAUGCUAUAUAUUAUUUUUGUCCAACACAGCAAAUGUCAGGCAAUUAAUUUGCUU